CUUAUCUCGACAGCGAAAGCUUUUCUAUGCCUCCUCGCAAGGGCGGAACCUGAAUAUCUAGAACAUGUUUGGCCAAAGCUUCUACCACACAGGCUGUCUUUUGAUAACCGCUCGAGUUUCUCUAUACGAGCUGCGCAAAAUCAGGAGGACAACGUUUCCGUAGCCCAUAACUCCGAUAACCAAGCAGGGGCUUCUAAAUGCGCUCCAAGUCCGGCCCUUUUACCUUCCUACAUAAGUUCUGCUUCGAUAUCGCCAUCACCACCUGCGUCCACCCCUAGCCCAAUACCAGAGUAUGAGCCUAUAUGGCGGGAGGGAUCUCCGAAGUCUCUUUACGCUCAACGCAUGCAACGACUAGAUCAUCUUCACCCUGAAGUUCAGAACCACAUAGCAAACAUUAUUUGGCUUGGCGAUCACUUUCUUCAGGAAGAUGUAGGGAAGUUCUUGAGAUUGUUUUGCCGCAGGUGGAGUCAGACAGAUCUAGGCUAUCGUCCCGUCCCAAAGGAUGUAGCUGGCGAAGAUUCAAGAAUUCAAAGCUUGUUUAAACGGUAUUACCACGCUGAAACCUUCAGGCGUCGCUCGGAUAUAGAUCGUCUUAAAUUCAGAUUCUUAAGAAUCUUACUUUAUCACGAUUUCGAAGAACUUUGCAUCAAUAUACAGAAUAAUCUAGAGAAAUACAGACCUCUUUCCCGUGGUCAGGAUGUAGCCACUGUUGCUACCGAUAAAUUUAUCGAAGGGCUUGCUGUAGUAAUAAUUAUUGCUGUCUCUAUUGUUGCUAUGUUGCCUGUUAGACCCUCCAAAGUCUGCUAA
Bipolaris sorokiniana ND90Pr is the source of this 807-nucleotide messenger RNA. RefSeq lists its product as uncharacterized. NCBI's taxonomy places the organism in Eukaryota, Fungi, Ascomycota, Dothideomycetes, Pleosporales, Pleosporaceae. The annotation marks the transcript as partial. The record is from RefSeq and is a predicted model, not a curated record. The transcript is spliced from 3 exons.